GCCUCUGGUUACUCAGGUAGCAGUUCCACUGAGCCUGGGAUCAACAGGGCCUCAGGAAAGCCAACCUACCCUAGAAUCACCUUCCAAACUCUAUUGAAGUCGAGGACAGGGACCCCAUGAACGAGGAAUAGCUAAGCAGAAGAACUCCAUAAAGCACUUUCUAGGAAAGUGAGAGAGUGUAGGAUAAGGUAGUAAGAGCAGUUUCUGGCUCCAACCAGGAUAAGUAGCUGGAAGUACCCUUCCUUACAGGCAUUGCUGCCUUAGUAUAGGGCCACAGUUAAGAUAUAGGAAUCAGGCUAGUGAAAACCCCUGAUCCAUAAUCAGCUGUUGGGAUCCUAAUACAAGCUAAGGUAUUCAUCCUGAGGACCUAAGGUAUCUUUCCACACUGUACUCCAUAGUGGUGCCGUGCUGACAGGUGUCUUUACCCUGCCCAGACUCAUUAGAGGUGGGAUAAACCGGUGGGCAUCCUCUCUUGCUAUCCUCAGAGUGUUAAGCUGCUGUUUCCUCUGCUUUUUAAUUGAAAGAAAUGUCUAUUUGCCUGAGGCUAUUUCAGCUUUUUGGUGAGCUGCUGAAUCUGAUUGCCAAGUGUGAAAGAAAAAAGAAACCAUCUUGUUUCUUUACUCCAUCUUGUAUAAGAAUGUUUUCUUCUUGCUGUUGAACAAAUUCUUGAUGAGUCAUUGAACUUGUGAUAAAAGGGGCCCCAUGGGUGUUGGCCAAUGGGGCCUCUUUGCCUGUUCUGUUUUUAGAGAUAGCAGAGCUAACUACUGAUAAGAGUGUUUCAUCUUAGAGACAAUUCUGUUAAGACUGUAUAAUACCUUUGUACAAAUAAACGUAGCGGCAAUCAAACUGGCCUAUCCAACAGCUUCAUCUUCAACACAAGGGGUUAACCAUCUACAAACCCUUACCCCUCCCCUUUUUACAACAUUUUCUUUUAAGAUCCUAAUAAGUUUAAAUCGACCUGGGGGGUGUAGGAAAAGUUCAUUCUGAGUAAGGACUGAAGCUUAAGCAUCAGCAACACCAGGGAGCAGGAGUGGGAGAACUGUGGAAACCAGAAAAUGAAUAAAAAAUUUGUCAUCACUCUUCUCAUUCUUUCUGUUGCUACAAUUGUCAUUUUGGUAUCCGUUUUGUUGUUGGGAUCCAAACAAAGACCCUGUGGCCAUGGAAAUCCAACAUCUCCUCAAUUAAAACACAAUGACAAGAGCUUAGUCUUUUCAGACCUGACGCCUGAAGAACUUACUGAAGUCAAGGAGUUCCUCAAGAAAAAAUUCCCUGUGGUGGAUAUCUCCAAAGCCGACCCUAAUUCCAACUGCAUUUAUUCAGUGGUACUUCAGCUUCCCCGUAAGACAGAUGUACUGUUAUAUCUGGACAAGGGUGGACCAAAGCCUGCAAGAGAAGCUCUGGCUGUUGUUUACUUUGGAAACCAGGAGAAACCUGAAGUUAAAGAAUAUGUGGUAGGACCUAUUCCUAAUCCUUCAUACUGCAAUGAUAUCACACUGAAAAAAUACAACAAACCAAUUGCUUAUUACCGAAGACCAGUUAUCAGCAAUGAGUACAUGCAGGUAAGCAAGUUUGUCACUACCAAAGAAUUUCCUAAAGCCAUAACCUUUCUUAAAGAAGUUUUAGGUUAUGAUGGGUCUGACAGUGACUAUUUUGGUGUUCUGACAAGCGCACCACGGGGUCUUAAGUCUGGUGACCGGAGUACUUGGUUUGGCAUUUUUUUUAACACUCAAGGCAGUGGCUUUUAUAUACACCCUACAGGGCUUAAACUCUUGGUGAAUCACAAGCACCUAGAUAUAAGCAAAUGGAGUGUUGAAAAAGUCUUCUACAAUGGUAAAUAUUUUGAAAAUCUGAAUGAAUUAGAGGUGCAGUACAAACAGAGAGGAUUGAAAGUAGUUAAAAUAGAAAGACCUCAACCUCAUGAAGAUUUUGGAUCUCUAAAACCCAAAAAAAACACUGUUACUGAUAUACCUAUGCAGUAUGAGCCGCAAGGGCCUCGUUACAGUGUCAAGAACAAUCAAGUAUUAUUUCAGCACUGGAAUAUUGCCUUUGGGGUUAAUGCAAACUCAGGACCUAGGCUUUAUGAUGUGAGAUUCAAAGGAGAAAGGAUUGUUUAUGAACUUGGCAUCCAAGAAGCAAUCUCAGUUUAUGGGUCUAAUGGACCAACUGGAAUGGUAACAAGAUACAUGGAUGGAUACUUUGGGAUUGGUCGCUUUGUUUAUCAGCUGGUUCGUGGGAUUGACUGUCCCUAUUUUGCUACCUAUGUAGACACUUAUUACUUACUUGAUUCCGAUACAUAUGUGCGUAACAAGGAUUCCAUCUGCAUAUUUGAGCUUAAUUCAGGUCUUCCUUUAAGGCGUCACUCAUCUUCACUAGGUUCUUUCUACUAUGGUGGCUUGGCCAACACUGUUCUGGUGAUUAGGUCCAUUGCAACACUGGGUAACUAUGAUUAUGUUUUUGAUUUCAUGUUUUAUCAAAAUGGAGCAAUUGAGACCAAAGUCCAUGCCACGGGGUAUAUAAGUUCAUCAUUUUACAUGGACGGCGGAAGUAAUUAUGGAAACCGCGUGGGGCCUCACACUCUGGGGACUAUUCACACACAUUUUAUCAAUUACAAAGUGGAUCUGGAUGUUGGAAGAACAAACAAUUCAGUGGUGGCUCAUGAUAUGGAGUUUGAGCCUGUUAAAGUCCCUUGGAGUUCUGAAGGGCAAAUCCAAAGAACAAGGCUCACCAAGAAAGUACUGGAGAAUGAGAAUCAGACGGCGUUUGAAUUGCACACAAGCAUGCCUCGGUAUAUUCAGUUUGCAAGUUACAAGAAAAACAUAUGGGACCAUGAACAUUCUUAUAGGAUCCAGAUGGUCAGUUUUGCCGGGGAUUUCCUGCCAGAGACGAGUCCUAUCCACAAUGCAAUGAACUGGGCCAAGUACAAACUGACCGUUACUAAGCGCAAGGAUGAAGAACCUCAAAGCAGCAGUAUCUACAACCAAAAUGACCCCUGGUCUCCAACCGUUAAGUUUUCUAGCUUUAUAAAUAACGACAACAUCAAAGAUGAGGUAAGUAACUGUAAAUAAUCUAAUUAGUGAUUC
Xenopus tropicalis (tropical clawed frog) is the source of this 3080-nucleotide messenger RNA. RefSeq names its product amine oxidase, copper containing 2 (gene aoc2). Gene Ontology annotation, cellular component: plasma membrane. The record is from RefSeq and is a predicted model, not a curated record. NCBI's taxonomy places the organism in Eukaryota, Metazoa, Chordata, Amphibia, Anura, Pipidae. The transcript has 3 exons. Gene Ontology annotation, molecular function: quinone binding; copper ion binding; primary methylamine oxidase activity. Gene Ontology annotation, biological process: amine metabolic process. Bases 1056 to 3065 code for a protein of 669 amino acids.